CUUUAAAUCCAAGAUGGCGGCGCACCACCGACUCUCCGCAACAAUAGAAGAUCCAAAGAAGACUGUGAUUUAAUUUCAAAUCUUAGUUGCCUAAGAAUCAGGAUCUUAUGUGAUUGUUCAUUUUUGCUGUUUUAAGGCAGUGAGAGAUCAUUCAAGAAAAGCUGCAAUGUGAACAAAUUAAUUAUCAACACUACUGAAUUAUUUAAAGCACAAUGCGGGUUAGUUUUUGCCAGAUGCUGCUGACUGGGGCAAUAAUGAUUAAUCUAGUCAUUCUUUACUAUGUCUCCAGAACUCAGCAGCAAAUGCUGAAACACAAAGCCCCAGGGAAGGCUGCCUCCAGUAAACUAGCAGUUUCAAGAGUCACUGGGAUCACUGUACUUAUACGAGAGUUUGAAGACUUUGAGAAUUGGGUGGUAGGUGUAGUACAGUCUUUCCUGAAGCAAAAGCCAGACCAGCCCAUUGUAGUGGUUGCUGACAAACUACCGUACCCACCUCUAGACCUGCCCGAUAAGCAGAACAUACAGGUAGUGGUAUUGAAGGCAUCUCCAGAUCAGCCGUUCUAUGUCACUAGGCCCGAGUUCUACAUCAACACUGAAUACACCCUUCUGGUGCCUGAUGGGGUGCAGUUAGACUCAACCCAACAGCUUGACCAUCUUCUUCAGGAGUUCGAGGCCAACAAAGGAAAGGUUCAGAUGGUGGCAGCUCCAGUUCAGAAUGGGGAAACAUUCCACUGUCUAAACUUGCGUGUUAGUCUUAAAGAAUGGACCGCCGUCUAUCAGCUUUCUCCUGCUCAGGUUUGCGAUGCCAUUGACGGAGAUGCUGUGGUUCUUCUUCGAACUGAGGACUUGUUCAACUUCUCUCAGCCCAUGGUAAGACCGCUCAUGACAUCUCUCUUUGUUCAAUCUUCAUUGCGUGGCUGGAAGGUGAAGAUGACAGAGAAUGUGUUGUUCUCAUCAUACCACCGCUCUUUGUUCAUGUCUGCCCAUAACCGUUGGAAAGCAGACAUCAAUACAAAGGCAAGGCUGUCCCAACUCUUCAAAGACUUUGGCGUGAAGCAUGUGGUGCAGCCCAAUGGAAAGGAGCAGUGGUACGGCUGCAACAAAGACACCCCUCGCUGUUUCAGGACAGUGCAUGAUGACACGCCUGAGUACCUGUAUGAGAACAGGUGGACUCCACCUUGCUGCCUCAAAGCCUUGCGCGAGACCACCAAGUAUGUCAUAAACAUCUUGGAGUCCUCAGGUGUCCGCUACUGGCUGGAGGGCGGAACUCUUCUGGGAGCAGUCCGUCACCAGGAUAUCAUUCCAUGGGAUUAUGACGUGGACCUUGGGAUUUACCUGGAUGAUGUUGAAAAUUGCGAAUUUCUAAGGAGCCUGGACUCUGGCUCAGUGGUUGAUGAGAACGGCUACGUGUGGGAAAAGGCAGUGGAAGGUGACUUCUACCGUGUGCAGUACAGCGAAAGCAACCACUUGCAUGUUGACUUGUGGCCUUUCUAUGCCAGAGAAGGAAUCAUGACCAAAAACACGUGGAUGGACCACAAACAGGAUGUGGAGUUCCCUGAGCACUUCCUGAAACCACUGGUCCCCAUGCAGUUUGCUGGAAUAACUGCUCUUGUACCCAACAAUCACAGGCGCUUCCUGGAAUUGAAGUUUGGAGAGGGGGUCAUUGAAAAUCCUGAGUAUCCAAACCCUGCCAAGAAAAUGUUGGAGAAGAGGGACUAAAUACAGAGGAUAAUAAUUUAACAACCAGGACAGUUACUUGAGCAUCUUCUGAUUUUAGAAUCUUUUGAGAUAUGAUUUCCCAGAUAUUUAUUGUUCAACAUUUGUUUCUUCCUCCACAUUUUCUGUUCUGAAGGCACUGCAUCUUCCUGGAGAUAGUUCCAUGAAUUAUGGUAGCAUUAUCUGGCCCUGUUCAAUCUGGGGACUCAGACAGUGAUUGUGAGUAAAGCCGUGGAAGGUGGGAGGCUUUUUUUCUGUGAUAUUCACACUCAUGUCCUUUCUAACAGAUGGUGCUGAAUCGCUGCAGCAGCUGAAAACCUGGAUAAUCUUAUCCCAAAUCCAAGCCCAGCUGAGCACAGACAGAUUAAACAUGAGGCCUCCUAGCCCCAGAGUUACACCAAAGAAUCUUAGAGGCAUACAGCAUGGAAACCGACUCUUCGGCCCAACCAGUCCAUGCCAGACAUAAUCCCAAACUAAACUAGUCCCAACUGCCUGUUCCUGCCCCACAUCUCUCCAAAUCUUUCCUAUUCAUGUAUUCAUCCAAAUGUCUUUUAAAUGUUGAACCCACAUCCACCACUUGCGCUGGAAGUUCAUUCCACAUGCGAACCACCCACUGUGUAAAAAUUUGAAUUCAAUACCAACCUGGAGUUAAAAAAUAUAACUAAGUUGACAUCUAUGUUAGUAGAUUCACCAACUUUAGGUACAUUUAAGUCAUCAUCGGACAAGCAUUUGGACGUACAUGGAAUAGUGUAGGUUAGAUGGGCUUCAGAUCAGUAUGACAGGUCGGCACAACAUCGAGCGCCGAAGGGCCUGUACUGUGCUGUAAUGUUCUAUGUACUAUUGUAAGAAUUCAUCUGCUUCACUUGUCGUUCAAGGAUGGAAAUCUGCCUCCUUACCUGGUCUGGCCUACAUGUGAUUCCAGACCCACAGCAAUGUGGUUGACUUGUAACUGUCUUCAGGAUGAUUAUAAUGGACAAUAAAUGCUGGACUAACCAGCUAAGUCCACAUCCCCUAAACAUAGUUUAGAAUAAAAUUCCCAGAACCUGAUAACCUGCAUCCCAUAGAAUAAAGAAAGUGACCCUGGAAAUAUUGGAUGGAUUGAUCAUCAUUUUCUAAAUUUUUAUAGAGUCUGGAACAGUUCAUACGGAUUGAGGUGUUGCAAAUGUAACCCUGCUAUUCUUAAAGCAAGGAGGAAGAGGGAAGAAAAGCAAUUAUAGACCAAUUAGCCUAACAUCAGUUCUGGGUAAAUGCUAGAGUUUGGUAUAAAAGACAUGAUAACAGAACACUUGGAAAGCAUUAAUGGGAUUAGACAAAAUCAGCAUGGGUUUAUGAAAGGGAAAUCAUGCCUAACUAAUCUGCUGGAGUUCUUUUUGAGGAUGCAACUAGUAGAAGAGAUGAGGGAGAACAGGUGGAUGUGGUGUGUUUGGAUUUUAAGAAUGCUUUUGAUAAGGUCCCACUUAAGAGAGUAGUGAGCAAAUGUAAAGCAGCACGGCAUUGGGGUUAUAUGGUAGCGUGGACUGAGAACUGAAUGACAGACUGGAGACAGAGAUUGGGAACAAAUGGGUAUUUUUCUGAAUGUCAUGCAGUGUCUGGUGAUGUAGCGCAGGUGUCUGUACUUGGACCCCAGCUCUUCAAGAUAUAUGUAAAUGAAGUGGAUGCAAUUGUUGCAAAUUUGCUGAUAACUGAAAACUAGACAAGAUUGUGAGGAGAAUGCAAAGAGCUUCAGGAUGAUCUCAACAAAGUUGGGCAAAUACAUAGCAGAUGCAGCAUAAUGUAGAUAAAUGUGAAGUGAUACACUUAGUGUGAAAAACUUAAAGGUUACCCAAAUUGUGAUGUAUUGGGAUGUUGAUGCACAAAGGGAUCUGGGCAUCCUUGAUCACUGGUGAAAAUACACAGGCAGUUGCAGCAAGCAAGUAGGAUGGCAAAUGGUAUAUUGGCCUUCACCACAAGAGGAUUUGAGUUCAGAAGCAGGGACUGUCUUAUCACAGUUAACCAGGGUCUUGGUGAGAUUACAUCUGGGCACCCUACCUGACAGAGGAUAUAUUUGCCAAUAGAGGGAGUGUAGCGAAGGUUCACUCGGCUGAUAGUCGGAUGGAACAUGGAGAUGGAUGAGAGAGGAUCUUAUUGAAAUAUAUAAAAUUCUUACAGGGAUAGACAGCCUAAAUAGAGGGAGGAUGCUUCCCCUGGUUGGAGAGUCUCGAACCAGGUGUCACAGUCUGAGGAUUUAGGGUUGGACAUUCAGGACUGAGAUGAGGAAAUAUCUCUUCAGAGGAUGGUCAACCAGUAGAAUUCAUUACCACAGAAGGCUGUGGUGGCUGGGUCACUGACUAUAUUCAAGAAAGAGAUUGGCACAUUUUUAGAUAUCAAAAGGCAUCAAGGGUAUGGGGAGAAAGCAGGAAAUGGUGUUGAAAUUGGAAGAUCAACCAUGAUUCUGUUGACUGUCAGAGCCAGCUCGAAGAGCCAAUGGCCUACUCUUGCUCUGAAUUUCUAUGAAGGAAAUUUCUUGAAGAAUUCUGGCUUAUGUCUGGCAGAUGAUCUGGUUAUUAUCUCAUUGAUAUUUGUGGAAGCUUACUGUGCUCAAAUGGGCUGCAGUGUUUUCUAAAUUACAAUUCAGGGGAGGUGAUGGCCUAAUGGCAUUAUCACUGGACUGUUAAUCCAGAGACCCAUGUAGUGUCCUGGUGAGCUGCAUUCAAAUCCUGCCACAGCAGAUGGUGGAAUUUUGAAUUCAAUAAACAUCUGGAAUUAAGAGUCUAAUGAUGACUAUGAAUCCAUUGUCAAUUGCUGGAAAAAGCCAUCUGGUACAUUAAUAUCCUUUAGGGAAGGAAACAGCCAUCCUUACCUGGUUUGGUCUACAUGUGACUCCAGAUCCACAGCAGUGUGUUGGAUUCAUAACUGCUCGCUGGGCCAUGAGAGAUGGGCAAUAAAUGCUGACCUAGCCAGCAAUGCCCUCACCCUGUGGAUGAAUUAAAAAAAAACAACUGUGACAAUACUUCCAAAUACUUCAAUUGCUGUGAAGUACUUUGGAGUGUCUUGAAUUUGUGAAAGGCGUUAUGCAAGUUCAAGUUUUUCUUUGUUGGAGCUCGACAUCAAAGUUCAGAAAUAGGAAUCAUAGGUGAGUUUUUAUUUUCAAAAUUCCCUUUACCAAAAUACUGAAUUCAAGCACCCCAUCCUAAUGAACCCUGGCUGUGAUCUAUUAACUGGAACCAGAACUCAGGCCUUCCACCCAGCACCAUGCAAUUGAGUUGCUUUCUCUGGCAAACCAUGAGCUACAGUCAAAUUCUUGCCGAGACAGCAGCACAUACUAGACGUCUAAUGGCAUGGGUAUAACUGUGAACUGUUCUAACCGAGACAAAUUACAAACAACUAAAUGGCUCGCAGUAAUUUUGCCCCUUUUGUUCUGAUCCAGGCUGCAAAGUUUCUUGGCAAACUCCUUCUUGUUUAUCAGCUGUCUCCCAUUGCCCACAGCUGUGGUCUCUUACUGUAACUGGCCCAUACUCACAGUCCAAGAAUUAAGACAAUCUCAACCAUUUCCCCUCAAUGUUCCAGUAGUAAAUGUUAACACUCUGCUCUUGCCAGGAGAAAAACAACAUUACAUUAUUACAACCACAUAAUUGGCUUCUCUGUGUGUGUGUCUCUCUCUCUCACACACCACAACCUUCCCCCUUCAUUCAUUCCAGUCUUUAGCCAUGGGCCCUAUCACCACCUAAUCCAGGCUUUGUAUUUAUAUAAUGCCUUUCAUGAUGUCAAGGUGCUUUACAACUAAUAAAGUACUCUUAAAGUACAGUUAUUGUUGUAGUUGGUGAGCAUCGGAAAUUGCUGGAAAAACUCAGCAGGUCACACAGCAUCAGAAAGCUUUUUGUUUGUGCAGGGCAUUGAUAGUCCAAUUGUGUCUUUACUCACUAACACGCACAGUUUUUCCAACAAGGAGCAUGCUCGGGAGACGUGGAAAUCCUAUUGACUUUUGCCUGUCAAAUACAGAGGAUUUGAAGCUAACUAAUGAUCGCAUCAGCUGAUCAAAGAUUGGACUCAGAGUCUCAAAAUAUCAUCAAUGCAGUAAUCAUGAAUGAAUUUUAAUCGUUGUAAUCAUACUAUUCACUUGUUUAUGUUGAGUUUUAUAUUCAUAAAAUCUUACCACCAAUUUUAUAAUAUUAAGAACAAAAAAUCUUAACUAUUUACUGGAGACUCACCAACCUGCAAGCUUAUUUCUCUGUAACAAGGCAAAUUGUAAUCAGCUCCAAUUAAUCUCCAGAGGCCUGAACAUGUAAUCCAAGCUGAGGCUGCCAGCACGGGACUGAGAGUGUGUACCGUUAAUAGAGUACACAGGAAUGACCUGUAUUCUGAUGCAAAUUUGACAGUUCUGUGUAAAAUUUGCAAAAGGAGUGUUUGCGUUACUGGGGAAAAGGCCACAUUUCUAGACAUUAAUGUUGUCAGUGAUUUUGAGUGGUGUGUGUUUUGGUACAUCUACAAACAGGAGUAGGAGAAUGAUGGGGUUUAUGGUUUUUGAUAUUAAAUAGGCCUCACGGCAAGUGGUGAAACGA
This is a messenger RNA of Stegostoma tigrinum, 6253 nucleotides long. It is a transcript of the gene fkrp, whose product is annotated as fukutin related protein. Bases 213 to 1718 code for a protein of 501 amino acids. Gene Ontology annotation, cellular component: Golgi apparatus. The transcript has 2 exons. Gene Ontology annotation, biological process: protein O-linked glycosylation via mannose. Lineage: Eukaryota; Metazoa; Chordata; Chondrichthyes; Orectolobiformes; Stegostomatidae. The record is from RefSeq and is a predicted model, not a curated record.